AUGAUUUAUAACUAUUUCUUAAUAUUCUUAUUCUAUCUGAACUAAUCGAAACUAUAGGAUAAUUCUACUUCAGAUUAAAAUCUAGCAUUAAUUUUCAAAACUUUAUCUUAGGAUAACAAAAGCAAUGCAGUGAAAAAAAAUAAAAAUAACUCUAAGUAACUUAUAUUAGAGCCCAUCUCAUGGAAAUAUUGAUCAUUAACUUGAAUAAUUUAUUGAUAAAUUAUAACAAGGUUUCUCCUCCAUAAAAUUUUCUCAUUUAAGUUUAGCAGACAAGAUUACCCUUAAACCUCUUUUGUAAUUCAAUUAUUGUCCUUUAUGCUUUAAAAGCAGAGAUUAAGUUUAUAAUCAUCUUCAAGUGGAAACUUUAUAUAAUUCAAAUUAAGUAAGGAUAUCUAUAAUUGAAAUUUAGAAACUAAAAAAUUAUUUAAGAAAUAACACAAAAUAUUUAUAAAAUAUUAAUAAAUUAAUUAAAAUUAUGGAUUAAAUAAAGAAUAUAUUAAUUAUUAAUUUUUUUCCAUCUGCCCUGUUAAUAAUAAUAAUCUUCUCCUCUUAAUUAAAGUACUAUUAAAUUGUAGAUGAUCUCAAUAUGAAUUGUAAUAUUUUCCACUUUCAAAUAAUACCAUUUUAAUAAAUUUUAAAUAGGUAUUGGAAUAGUUACGUCAUUUGA
Paramecium sonneborni is the source of this 667-nucleotide messenger RNA. The record is from the annotation of a GenBank genome assembly. NCBI's taxonomy places the organism in Eukaryota, Ciliophora, Oligohymenophorea, Peniculida, Parameciidae.